AUGAGAAUGAUCGAGAGCGUCGAGCCUGUGGUGGCCGCGUCCGGCGAGGACCUCUGGGCCCAAAUCUGCUCGUGUCUGCCCAGCCCCGAGCACGCGGGCACUCACGACGCCUUCGCAGACUCCUUUGCCGACGCCUGCGCCGAAGCAGGAGGCCCGGGGGAUGCAUCGUCCGGCAGCUCUUCCCGAGCCGGCCUCAAACCCUGGGCCCCACUGAAGGACUCGCAGGUCUACUUGGCCUCUCUAGAGAGAAGACUGAUGACAAUUAAAGUGUCUCAAGAGGUGACCUCCAAGGAUAUGCUGCGCACUCUUUCCCAGGCUAGGAAGGAAUGCUGGGACAGGUUCCUGCAGGAGAAGUUUGAGUCUGAAUUUUAUGUAGAGGAACAUGAAGCUGAUGAGAGCACACUGGAACACCUAAAGCGGUGGCUGCAGCCUGAUAAAGUGGCGAUCAAUACUGAAGAAGUUCAGUGCCUCAUCCCUCCGGAAUCACAGCUGGAGAAGCAGGAGACCAAGGAAGAAUCUCCAGCAGCAGAGCAGUGAGGUGCACGCCAGUCAUGCCACACAGCUGCCUCUUGUCCAA
This is a messenger RNA of Tinamus guttatus (white-throated tinamou), 577 nucleotides long. RefSeq names its product coiled-coil domain containing 32 (gene CCDC32). The record is from RefSeq and is a predicted model, not a curated record. Gene Ontology annotation, biological process: cilium organization. Lineage: Eukaryota; Metazoa; Chordata; Aves; Tinamiformes; Tinamidae.